AUGGCAACUAGAGGCUUGCGUAAGCUACCAGGCCGCGUGGUCCGAUCGCUGCCAAAGCCUGUUUUGACAGCUUUUAGACUAGCUCUUUGCGAGUCGAAGCACAGAGCACCAUUUCUCUUGUUCUGUAUAGUGAUGAUGCUUCACCAGCAAGGCCAAGAAGACGACAACCUGUCAAUUCUACCGACGAGCACUUUUAUGAAUCAACUGUCAAGUGAGAACGAGCUAGUCGAUCAAGCAGAUCAAGCAGACUUGCUUGAGAUGGUGGAGAAAUUUGAUCAAUGGGCUCGUAUUAAUGGGCAUGCAAGUCAUGAGGAACAUUCCGAAAAGCAAGAGAAUGGAAAUUCAAAAGAUGAAGGAUCCAGGAUCGAAGAAACCGCGUUGGAUCCGAACGAGUUUAUGCAGUCUGGUCCACUCAUCCCCAUCAUAUGCAACCUGUUAAGAAAGCUGUAUCCUGCCCGGGCCGAGCCUCUUUCUCAGCGUAUUACAUCAGAGGACUGCAAAUUCCUCACACAGGAGCUACGCAAUUUUCAAGUACAAGCGUCGCAUUCCUAUCGCCGGCGAUAUCGCAUUACCGAACUCACCUCCCAAACCUCAAACUCAAUUGUGCUCGAUGUGGACGGUAAAGCCAUGACGGUUCGCGAAUAUUUUUUGGAGAGGUAUGGAGUGACAUUGGAGUACCCGGAUUUUCCAUGUGUUGCGAUAAAGAAACCCAAUGGAUGGAGUUACUUGCCCUGUGAGCUCUGUGAGAUUGUUGAAGGGCAGAGGAUUUCUACAAAAUUUUGGGAGAUAAAGGAACCGACCUUGACUCCAGCAUCGUCCGAAACACAAGAAAAUACCAAACGCAAAAAACAAGAAAACAAUGUCCAACCUCAACGCAAGUCCACACUCUUUCCCUCCCAUCCUCGCGAACACAGCUUAUACCGUCGCACCUCCACCUUUGGUGUCGCCCCUUCAACAUGGGUAACACGUAUGGCUCUAUCCCUCUGUCUGCGCUGCGGACAUCCUUCCCACAAACUCAGACAAUGCGCUCUGUAUCCGAUCAUUGGUGAAGAAUUGUCUUGGAAGGAUGUACCAGACUAUGUCGAGAUGGGCGUUUCUAUCCCGACUGUAAAAGAGAAAUGGGGAAUUGAGGAAAGUGAGUGGUUUAAAAGGCUGGAACAUGGUGCUUGUGCGAUAUGUGAAGGCAAGCAUCGCGUGCGAGAUUGUGAGGUGCUUCGAAAUGUGGAUGGGAAGGUUCCUGCGAGUACAAGCGAAGACAAUGCGGAAAUCAUGGAGGACACUACGAAGAAGAACCAGGGUGCUGCAGAGGAGAGUGAGCAGAGUGUUCAGACUCACCUUGAUGAGAGUAAAGCCACGGAAUCCGGCAAUACCUCUGUCGAGUCACCAAACAGCAAAGAGACAGCUGACAGUGAGCAGAGCGUUCAGACUCUCCUUGAUGAAAGGACAGAACCCACCAAAAUUCCCGUGGAGUCAACAAAAAACAGGGAGACAGAGGACCACGCAGCAACUGAUGUACCAGAUCAAUCCCUUGAUACGUCUCUGGAAAAUACUCUUCCGACAGAAAUGCCAUCUACACUCGCCAACACAGAUCAACCCCCCAACCUCACAUGCCAAGUCGACGUAGAGGGCUACACUAACAUCCUCCCAACAGGCAAACUCAAGAAAAAAAUUCUCAAACCCGGUUCUGGGCCCGCCGUUGAACCGCAGUCUUUUGUUAAAGUCCAUUACGAGGGAUGGGUAGACGGACCCGGAGGUAUGAUGUUUGAUUCGAGUUGGGAUCGGGGCUCCACGUUUGAUUUUACGGUUGGAGAAGGAGAUGUGAUUCCUGGCUGGGAUAUGGCAGUGCAGACAAUGAAAAUGGGGGAAGAAGCAGAGUUCAUUGUUGAUUCUGAACUUGCGUAUGGAGAGAAAGGGUAUGACUCGGUGAUUCCGCCACAUGCUGCCCUGAGGUUUACUAUCCGGGUAAUGCAUGUAGACCCGCCUCAAUCCACCUUACCAGCUAGAAUCUCCGAAGCCAUUGCCCUAAAAAACGCUGGCAACGUAUCCUUCCAGUCCCAAGAUUACCCAACUGCCGUCAAGUCCUAUCGCAGCGCGCUUCAGCUUCUCAAACACACUUGGAAUGCCCCUCCUGCGCAAGAACUCGAACUACAGUUCAUUCGUACAGCCCUGUUUUCUAACUUGGCUGCUGGAUUACUCCACAUGGGACAGCACACCGAUGCGAUCCGUGUGUGCCGUGAGGGGUUGUGGAGUGAGCCAGAGAGUGUAAAGUUGUUGAUAAGCUUGGCGAGAGGGUUAAAGAGCUCGGGAGAGUUUGCCGAAGCUUUGCAGAUUUUGGAAAAGGCUGAACUGUUUGAUCCCAACAACCCGUACAUCGCAAGUGAACGAAUCCAGAUUCAAGUCAUCCAGCGUCGACUCGCCAAACAAGAAAAAGAAAUGUAUACCAGAAUGAUGAGUGCGUUGUCGUCAUAAGCCAGCCUUGAACAGCUAUUGUGUGUCCUUUUUUUGCAAUGUGGCUCCUAUUCGUUUUAUUCGGCGUAUUUUGAGCAUCAGUGCGAUUAUGGGAAUUAUUUCUUUGUAUAGUGUGAGCAAAGCCUAGCAUCUGAUGUCCAUAGUUUUUCUUUUUUGUGUGGUUAUUGCUGGUUUGGGUUAUAUGAGUAUAUUCCUGC
Messenger RNA from Spizellomyces punctatus DAOM BR117, 2666 nucleotides. RefSeq lists its product as uncharacterized. Lineage: Eukaryota; Fungi; Chytridiomycota; Chytridiomycetes; Spizellomycetales; Spizellomycetaceae. The transcript has 10 exons. Bases 1 to 2469 code for a protein of 822 amino acids. Gene Ontology annotation, molecular function: protein binding; peptidyl-prolyl cis-trans isomerase activity; RNA binding. The record is from RefSeq and is a predicted model, not a curated record.